Molecule: messenger RNA, 1665 nt
Organism: Peromyscus californicus insignis
Lineage: Eukaryota; Metazoa; Chordata; Mammalia; Rodentia; Cricetidae
Gene: Pjvk
Product: pejvakin
Exons: 6
Coding region: 607-1665 (352 amino acids)
Biological process (GO): programmed cell death
Cellular component (GO): cytoplasm
Source: RefSeq, a predicted model, not a curated record
CCUCUGUAUUCUGUGAAUUGGUAUUUGAUAUUAUACACAUAGUUUUAUGAGCAUACAAAAUCCCAGAUGAGAGAAAUGCUCAUGUAAUGAUCUGUAUACUAUGAGGAUUCAAAAAGUGCUUUUCUGUUGCCAAAAUUCACCUGUUGGACUUGUGAAGGAAUUCCUCUUGGAUGAUGUCCACUGUAGAUCGUAUCCAGGGCUAACGUCAGGGCCCAGCUGCACCGUUCCCCACAGGACUUAAGGCUUCCUUUCAAACUGGCUCAUUGCUGUGGCAGAGCACUCUCAACCGUGGUCACCUCAAGGACGUGGGUAGUAUGUUUGAAUUAGUUUUUUUGUGUAUAUUUUAGUUCUGUAAACCGCCAUUCCCAGUUAGACUUGCUUUUAGCAUAUCAUUUUUCACUGCCAUCUAUUAUUUAUUACCUGAGCUCAUGAAGGGAGGCAGUGUUGUGAAUUGCACACGGGUACCUGGUGAGAACAUGCUUUCUAGUUCUAACCUGCGUAAUUGGAUUUAACAUCCAACAAGGCUUCAUUUAGGGGUCUGAUUUUCUUCUUCAGAAAAUGGGUUCGUUGCCUGAGGGUCGCAGUCGAUGACGUCUUGAAUUUAAUAUGUUUGCCGCUGCUACCAAGAGCUUUGUUAAGCAAGUUGGAGAUGGAGGGAGAUUAGUGCCUGUUCCAAGCCUCAGUGAAGCUGACAAAUACCAACCCCUGAGUCUGGUGGUCAAAAAGAAGCGCUGUUUUCUGUUUCCUAGAUACAAAUUUACCUCAACACCUUUUACACUUAAAGAUAUUCUCCUAGGAGACAGAGACAUUUCAGCUGGUAUUUCAUCUUAUCAGUUACUGAAUUAUGAAGAUGAGUCAGAUGUUUCCCUCUAUGGAAGGCGAACCAACCAUAUUGUGAAUGAUGUUGGGAUUAAUGUUACGGGAUCUGAUUCCAUCGCGGUCAAAGCUUCAUUUGGUGUGGUAACCAAACAUGAAGUGGAAGUCUCAACAUUACUCAAGGAAAUUACUGCACGAAAAAUUAACUUUGACCACAGUUUGAUCCGCCAAUCAAGGAGCAGCAGGAAGGCUGUGCUGUGCGUGGUCAUGGAGAGCAUCAGAACCACACGACAGUGCUCCCUGUCUGUGCAUGCUGGGAUUCGAGGGGAAGCCAUGCGGUUUCAUUUUAUGGAUGAACAGAAUCCCAAAGGAAGGGAAAAAGCUAUUGUUUUCCCAGCACACACGACUAUAGCUUUCAGUGUUUUCGAGCUCUUCAUUUACCUGGAUGGUGCCUUUGACCUUUGUGUCACGUCAGUGUCAAAAGGAGGAUUCGAAAGGGAAGAAACGACAACCUUUGCCAUGUUCUACAGACUGAGAAAUAUACUCUUUGAAAGAAAUAGGAGAGUGAUGGAUGCCAUCUCUCGUUCCCAGCUUUACCUGGAUGAUCUCUUUUCUGACUACUACGACAAACCUCUCAGCAUGACGGACAUUUCACUCAAAGAGGGGACUCACAUCCGAGUGAACUUACUAAACCACAACAUUCCUAAAGGGCCCUGCAUUCUCUGUGGAAUGGGGAACUUGAAGAGGGAGACUGUUUAUGGGUGCUUUCAGUGUUCGGUGGAUGGGGUGAAGUACGUGAGGCUCCACGCAGUCCCCUGUUUUGAUAUUUGGCACAAAAGAAUGAAAUAA